Molecule: messenger RNA, 2213 nt
Organism: Andrographis paniculata
Lineage: Eukaryota; Viridiplantae; Streptophyta; Magnoliopsida; Lamiales; Acanthaceae
Exons: 4
Coding region: 344-2023 (559 amino acids)
Source: RefSeq, a predicted model, not a curated record
AAUUUAACCUUAACCAUAUUCUUCGUCUUCCUUAGUUCGUAUCAUCUACGGUAAAAAAAAAAAAAAGAAAAGAAAAAAAGCUCAAAUCCCUAAAAAUCAGUGGUGUAGCCGUCUCGAGUCUUGCUGCUCCACCUCCGGAGGUGACACCCCGCUCAAGUUUCUCUGCGUAUCGCCUUUGUUCUGAGUCAAUCCGCUUUGUCGGUAGUUUCGCUGAGAAUUCGUAGAUCUGUUCUGUGGCGGUGUUCGGUUGGACUUUCGCAACCCUGUCGCGUGUCUCCUCGUCAAGGCCAACCUAGCUGCGAUCUGGCUGUUUAUAAAGCAAUUCACGUAGAGCUUUAAGAGUAUGGCUCCAGCUAAAAGCAAGAAAAGAAAAGGAUUAUCCUCCAAAUAUACUGAAGAGAAGGCUGUUUCGAAUAAGAAACAGCUAAGAAAGCCGAAAGAAACUACCAAUAAUGUUGAAUCCACUUCCCAAGAGGCUAUAGUAUCUGACAAGAAAAUUGAAGAUGAAAAGGUUACUGACUCAAAAGAGUCUGCUCCAACUCCUCCAGCGAGGAAGCCUUGCUCGUGGCUUAAGCUCGACAGGCUUAACCCUCAAGUUGGAAACAAAUCAGAACAGGAAUCAAAGCAAGGCACUGAGACAAAUACCACUGGUGGAACUCAAAUUGCAAAGGACGAUAAGAGAAAAUCUUCCGAAAACCAUGUUGAUUCAAAGCCUGACGUGAAAAAAAAGGAUUCACGGCCUGAAGAGAAAAUGAAAGAUUCACGGCCUGAGGAGAAGAAGAAGGAUUCACGGCCUGAGGAGAUAAAGAAGGAUUCACGGCCUGAGGAGAUAAAGAAGGAUUCACGGCCUGAGGAGAAAAAGAAGGGGGUUUACAGUGACAGGCGGGAAGACAGGGAGAAGAGAGAUGAGGAAACUGGAAAAGAUCCCGGUGGAUUAAUUUUUAUGUGCAAUGCUAAAACUAAAGCAGAUUGUUUCAAUUACCAACUAAUGGGAAUCCCGGCAAACAAAAAGGAAGUUGUGAUGAACAUCAAGCCAGGGCUUACACUUUUCCUCUACGACUAUGAUCUCAAGCUCUUGUAUGGAAUCUUUGAGGCAUCUUCUGCUGGUGGUAUGAAACUCGAGCCAACAGCUUUCGGUGGAGCUUUCCCCGCACAGGUCCGGUUUGCUGUAAUCAAGGAUUGUCUUCCUCUACCCGAAAGUAUGUUUAAGAAAGCACUUAAAGACAGCUACAAUGAGAAGACACGGAAAUUCAAAACUGAGUUAACUAUGAAACAAAUCAAAAACUUGGUAAAUAUGUUCCGUCCCACCCCAUAUUUGCAUUCGUGUGGCAAUGGAUCCGUAGCUCCUGAAGCCAAUCCCAAAGGAUACCCAAACAUGGGAAGAAGCCCCAUCCCUUUACACCCGGAGAAUCAACUCGUUAGCAAUCCGGGAUUUCCAAAUCCAGCCCCUCAAGAUCCUCUCUUUCUUACCGAGAAAAAAUACAGACAAAAUGGCCUUCGACAAGGCUGGCCUGUCCCUCCGGCAACAACAGGCGCUGAUACCGGCCACCCUUUCGAGCCCAAGGGUCUCGACAAAGAACUAAAGCAACUCCUAAGGUAUCCAUCAUCUUCUACAGGCACCGAUUCAGACAUACAUCAUCAAGAUUUCCGCAGCGAUAUUAGGUAUGGCCUCAGAACCCCGUGGCAAAUGCCGAAUUCAGCAGCAGCACCACCUCAGAUAGCGAACAACAACAACUCCGUCGAAGUUUGCGACCCCUACGACGAGAGCACCACCUCUCUUGUCAACCGGUACCUAGCAAUGCCUAGGACAACGGCGGCAGUUCCAACCGAUCUGUACCCUAUGGCCGGAAGAUCUGUUAACGGUGAUGGUGGUGGCGAAAGAGCUUUCCCGUCUUACAGCCUCGGCAGUCAAUCGGAGUUUGAUCAACGGCCGUAUUCGCUGAAUUCUCGCGACCCAUCUUGCCACCCGGGAAGCGACGUAGCCGCGCCCGUCUCGCACCGCUACUCAUUCCCCAGGCCGUAAGGUAAAAAUCACAUCUUGCAAGAGCCCUGCAAAUGCAAAUCGCCUUAAAUUUUCUUAACUGUAGCUAUUAUAUAUGUAUUGCCCUGGUAACCUUUGUUGUACUACUUUGGAAGCCUUUUAUCGUGUCUAAGCUUCUUGAAACUACAAGCCAAUAUUCCCAUUAAUCCAUAUAUCAAAUGUUACAUAAUUA